AUGGGUAUCGAGGCAAUAAAGGUUAAACCCGAUGAAAGCAACUCUCUUACGCAGGCAAAUUGCAUUCAUGGGCAUGUUUUAAAAUCAGGUUUUGGUGACCAUGGCUUGUUGGUGCUUUCUAAUUACCAAGUUCAUGUGUACUCCAAACGCAAUGACUAUGAAGCUGCUCGUAGUGUGUUUGAUGGAAUGCCCCAAAGAAACGUGUUUUUGUGGACUGUCAUGAUUGUCGCGUCCAACGAACACAGUUACUACCGUGAUGGGGUGGAGCUGUUUUGCAUGAUGUUGGACCAAGGCAUGUUGCCAGAUGGGUUUGCCUUCUCUGCUGUUUUGCAGUUAUGUGUGGGGUUGGAUUCGGUUGAGUUGGGUGAGAUGGUGCAUGCCCAUGUUGUUGUCACGAGAUUUUUUAUGCAUACAAUUGUUGGUACCUCUCUUCUCAACAUGUAUGCAAAGUUGGGAGAGAAUGAGAAUUCAGUUAAGGUGUUCAACUCCAUGCCAGUGCGUAACAUUGUCUCUUGGAAUGCAAUGAUUUCCGGGUUUACCUCUAACACCUACAAGCAUUUGAUCGAAGCGUGA
Glycine soja is the source of this 573-nucleotide messenger RNA. RefSeq names its product pentatricopeptide repeat-containing protein At3g16610-like. The coding region runs from base 1 to 573 and encodes 190 amino acids. The record is from RefSeq and is a predicted model, not a curated record. Gene Ontology annotation, biological process: RNA modification. The transcript is spliced from 2 exons. Lineage: Eukaryota; Viridiplantae; Streptophyta; Magnoliopsida; Fabales; Fabaceae. Gene Ontology annotation, molecular function: RNA binding; protein binding.